Carassius carassius (crucian carp) is the source of this 684-nucleotide messenger RNA. Its product is annotated as CD209 antigen-like protein A. The transcript is spliced from 4 exons. Lineage: Eukaryota; Metazoa; Chordata; Actinopteri; Cypriniformes; Cyprinidae. The record is from RefSeq and is a predicted model, not a curated record. Bases 148 to 471 code for a protein of 107 amino acids.
ACAAACUACACACAAGAGCUGCUAACUAAGAUCACCAACCUCACCGAAGAGAGAGACCAGCUGAAAUCAAAAAUAAAUGAUCUUCAGAAGAAGUUUGCGGAUGGAUGGAAGUGCCAUCAAUCCAGUCUUUACUUCUUUUCCUCUGAGAUGAAGAACUGGGAUGAGAGCAGAAGAUACUGUAGAGAGAGAGAAGCAGAUCUGAUCAUCAUCAACAACAGAGAGGAACAAGAUUUUGUGAAGAACAUUUCUGGUGGUUCUGAACUUUUCUGGAUUGGUCUGACUGAUAUUGAAGUGGAGGACAGAUGGAAAUGGGUUGAUGGCAGCACACUGACCUCUGGGUUCUGGGUGUCUGGAGAGCCAAACAACUAUCAGGGAAAAGAAGACUGUGCUAAUAUUCAUUCAUCAGGAUGGUUUGAUACUCAUUGUAAUAAUAGUGUUAAAUGGAUCUGUGAGAAGAAUAUCCUUAAAUGAUACAUUAUAAUAAAAGUGUACAUAUAUGCUUCAUGAACAUAUAAAUGUCAGUCAUUUUACCUGUUUUUUUUUUUGUUUUGUUUUUUUUGAAUGGCACAUUAAUUAGGUUAUUCUGUAAAAACAAAUAAAAAAUAAAUAGAAAAAAAACAUUGUAAUAUAAACAUUUUCAUAUAAAACUUUGUUAAAUCAUUUUGUUUUGAAUUUUUAGAUAUG